AUGAGUGAUGGAUGCUUAUUGAAAGAUGAAGAAAAAGUGGGGCUAGUAAAUCUUUUCGUGCAUUCUUUAUUCUCUCACGUGGACGUUGCUUUAAACGAAAGACUGAUUUCUUCAAGCAACAAUACUUACCCUUACCGCGCAAUCCUUGAAAAACUGCUUAAUCAUAACUACGAUGAGAAGAGUUCACAGCUUUCUGCUGAGCUCUUUUUCAAAGACACAGCUGGGAAAAUGAACGUAUUUUACCCUAGUGACCCGAAUCCUAACGAUAGUUUUACUAAACGAGCUGAUUUUAUCAAAACAGUUGAUAUGAUUGGGAGACUUUACAUUGAUCUAUUCCAUCAAGAAAGACUGAUGCUCAAUCUGGUAGGUUUAAAAUUGAAAUUUAUAAGAAGUAAACCGGAAUUUCUGCUUAAUAGGGCGAAAACAGUUACAAGAUUCUUAUCCAGCAUGCUUUCACCUUUUUGUGAGAAAGGUUCAUGUGAAUCCAGCAGUGACGCUUGGCUCACGUCCAAAAGCCUUGAGAAAACAAGUGCGAAAUACCCAAUUAACAGAGUGUUGUGUAUUUAUUUCAUUCCUCAAGGUAAUAUGUCUUUUGUACAAGAUAAUAUCUUUGCAGGUCAAAUGCCCAAACGAUUAGUUAUUGCUUUCGUGGAUAAUGACGCGCUCAACGGUACAUAUAAAUAUAGUCUCCUUUUGAGUUCAAACAUUAUCAUAUGA
Messenger RNA from Stegodyphus dumicola, 717 nucleotides. RefSeq lists its product as uncharacterized. NCBI's taxonomy places the organism in Eukaryota, Metazoa, Arthropoda, Arachnida, Araneae, Eresidae. The record is from RefSeq and is a predicted model, not a curated record.